AUGGCUAGCAAUGAACACACUGUCCUCCCACAAAUAACGAUCCAACCGACAUACCCUUCUGUUCUUGCGGACGUCAACUCCUCUCUCGUCACCGCCGAAGACAUAUGGAUAUCCUGCUACCUCGAAGGCCGCAAUUCGGUACACGGUAAAGUCCGCAUCUCGCGCGAGAGGGACGCUCCUGGUGGAGUGAAGCUCGAAGCUCGGAACGGUGUGCAGGUCGAGUGGGUCAACAGCUCAGUGUUACGCGUCUCUUGUCCCUCGCUGGACAUUCCCCCAACUCUUGUCCGUUUUCCUAGACAGUCGAUCCCCGUCUCCCCAGGUACCCAAAUUACCACUCUCUCCCCAUCUCCCGACCUUUCCCUUCUCGCGACCGGCUCAGCAAGCGGGUCGAUCACGCUUAUCCCCCUCUCCACGCCCGACACACCUAAUCCGAGCGCAGGGCCGCAAACGUUCACCCCGCACCUGUCGACAGUGCUCAGCGUCCGCAUUCUUCCCUCCUCUCAAGUCAUUCUGUCCUCAGGCUCAGACUGUCAGCUGCACAUCUCCCCCGUCGUUCCCCCGCUCACACCGGCCCGCGUGCUGAGCGGCCAUAAACGCGGAGUGACGGAUACGUAUAUUGUUGACCGCGGACGGCAGGUGGUGAGCUGCGCGAAGGACGGGACUGUGAGAGUGUGGGAUGUCGCUGCUGGGAAGAGUGCGCGGAUGCUGGCGGGGAUCGUACCUCCCGCAGAGAUGGACCUCUCCUACCUGCAGCCAGAUGCUCCGGCGGUGAACGGUACCGCGCCUUCGACAAACGGUAGCAUCCCCGAACAAGGGCACCUCCCACUGCUCGCCGUCGCCCUCUCCUCAGGCCUUUUCACCCUCCUCGACCUGCGCGUCCCUUCCUCUCAAACUAUCUACACCUCCCCUAAGACCUCCACCUCCUCAUCCAACGCACUACAAAGUAUCGCUCUCUCCCCUACACAGAUCUACACGGGGAGUCUGAAAGGUCAACUGAACGCUUACGACCUGCGACACCUUCCCUCCCCCCUCUGGUCAACAAAGCGCAACGGCUCGUCGAUCGAGGACCUCGUGCUCUCCAGCCAAGGCCUAGCCGUAGCAUCGGAGGACGGCCUUCCCUACCUGAUUCGCGAAGGUCAUGGAGGCCCGGAGGUGGCGGAGGAAUGGGCGGGGUGGGAAUGUGAUGCUGUGCGAUGUUUGAGGGCAGAAGGCGGGAGUGUGUGGGCGGGAGGGAAUGAUGGGGUGGUUAGACGGUAUUAG
This is a messenger RNA of Dacryopinax primogenitus, 1260 nucleotides long. RefSeq names its product WD40 repeat-like protein. The record is from RefSeq and is a predicted model, not a curated record. Gene Ontology annotation, molecular function: protein binding. NCBI's taxonomy places the organism in Eukaryota, Fungi, Basidiomycota, Dacrymycetes, Dacrymycetales, Dacrymycetaceae. Bases 1 to 1260 code for a protein of 419 amino acids. The transcript is spliced from 3 exons.